AUUUCUUUCCUUUUCUGCCUGCCUUUUUGGAAUUUGAUAUCCCUCUUUGCAAAUUGCUACUGUCACAACUGAUGGCUGACCGAGUGCUUGUGAUUGGCAGUGGAGGCAGAGAACAUGCACUGGCUUGGAAACUGGCACAAUCUCCACACCUGAAACAAGUACUGGUUGCUCCAGGAAAUGCUGGUACAGCCAAUGAUGGGAAAAUUUCUAAUUCAGUAAUCUCAAUCAGUGAUCAUGCAGCCCUUUCAACAUACUGCAAAAAUCAGAAGAUUGGCCUUGUGGUGGUUGGUCCAGAAGUCCCCCUUGCUGCUGGAAUUGUUGAUGACUUGGCAGCUGCUGGUGUGAGAUGCUUUGGCCCUACAGCAAAGGCAGCUCAGCUAGAGUCAAGUAAGAGUUUUUCAAAGGCCUUCCUAGAUCGUCAUGGCAUCCCUACUGCAAGAUGGAAAGCUUUCACUAAUGAGAAAGAAGCUUGCACUUUUAUUACUAGUGCAUCUUUCCCUGCUCUAGUUGUAAAAGCAAGUGGUCUGGCUGCUGGAAAAGGAGUGAUUGUAGCUGCUAAUAAAGAAGAGGCCUGCCAAGCUGUGCAUGAAAUAAUGCGAGAUAAAACUUUUGGAGCAGCUGGAGAAACUAUUGUGGUUGAAGAACUUCUUGAAGGAGAAGAAGUUUCUUGCUUGUGCUUCACAGAUGGUAUCACUGUGGCUCCUAUGCCUCCUGCCCAGGAUCACAAACGGUUAAUGGAUGGUGAUCAAGGACCAAACACUGGUGGAAUGGGUGCAUACUGCCCAGCACCUCAGCUGUCUCAAGAUCUGCUUUUGCAAAUCAGAAAUUCUAUUCUCCAGAAAACUAUUGAUGGUAUGAGAAAAGAAGGUACUCCAUACAUGGGUGUGCUUUAUGCGGGGUUAAUGCUAACCAAAGAUGGACCUAAAGUUUUGGAAUUCAACUGUAGAUUUGGUGACCCUGAAUGCCAGGUAAUUCUCCCGCUUCUUAAAAGUGAUCUUUAUGAGGUUAUGCAAGCAACUAUUGAUAAGAAAUUGUCCAACUGCAUACCCGUUUGGUUUGAAGAUCGUGCAGCUGUUACUGUGGUGAUGGCUAGUGAAGGCUAUCCAGGAAGUUAUGCCAAAGGUUUGGAAAUAGCAGGAUUUUCUCAAGCUAAAGAACAAGGUUUGGAGGUAUUCCAUGCUGGCACAACCUUAAAAGAUGGCACAGUGGUUACCAGUGGUGGAAGAGUCCUCACUGUGACAGCUAUCAAGAAAGAUCUUAUAUCUGCUCUGGAACAUGCCAACAAAGGAGUUGGAAUCAUUCGUUUCAAAGGGGCCAUUUAUAGAAAGGAUAUUGGUUAUCGAGCUAUUGCUUUUCUUAAACAAUCCAGAGGCCUAACAUAUAAAGACAGUGGUGUAGAUAUUGCAUCUGGUAACACCUUGGUUCAGAAAAUUAAACCUUUAGCAGCAGCCACAUCUAGAUCGGGCUGUAAUGCUGAACUUGGAGGCUUUGCUGGCCUUUUUGAUAUAAAAGAAGCUGGAUAUAAAGAUCCAAUUUUGGUGUCCGGUACUGAUGGUGUUGGAACAAAGCUCAAGAUUGCCCAGUUGUGUAAUAAGCAUAACACCAUCGGUCAAGACUUGGUUGCCAUGUGUGUCAAUGACAUCCUAGCUCAAGGAGCCGAGCCUCUCUUUUUCCUUGACUAUUUUGCAUGUGGGAAACUUGAUGUCAGGAUGGCUCAGACAAUCAUAGCUGGAAUAGCAGAAGCUUGUAAACUAGCAGGCUGUGCUCUCCUUGGCGGAGAAACUGCUGAAAUGCCUGGCAUGUAUCCACCUGGAGAAUAUGACCUUGGGGGAUUUGCUGUGGGUGCUGUAGAACGAGGACAGAUGCUCCCCCAACUUGACAAGAUCACUGAAGGAGACGUAAUUCUUGGAAUUGGUUCCUCUGGUAUUCACAGCAAUGGGUUUAGCCUUGUGAGAAAGAUUGUUGAAAAAUCCUCUUUAGAUUUUUCCUCUCCUUCAGUGGGUGACUGUCCUGAACAAACACUAGGAGAACAGUUACUCACACCUACUAAAAUCUACAGCAGGAUUCUUUUGCCAGUACUUCGUUCAGGUGAUGUGAAGGCAUAUGCCCACAUUACUGGAGGAGGGCUGCUUGAAAACAUUCCUCGUGUCCUGCCCUCAUCAGUUGGUGUAGUUCUAGAUGCCUUGUAUUGGAAGAUACCCAGCAUCUUUUCCUGGCUUCAGAGGGAAGGAAAUCUAUCAGAGGAAGAAAUGGCACGAACAUUUAAUUGUGGCAUUGGUGCAGUCCUCAUUGUACAGAAGGAACUGGCUGGGAAAGUCCUAAGUGACAUUCGGAGACAUGAAGAGGCAUGGUUGAUUGGAAAAGUUGUGCAUCAUCAAGCAGGUUCUGCUCAUGUUGAAGUCAAAAACUUGCUCCAAGCCUUACAAGCAAAUAGAUUACAGUCCUCGCACAGCAAACAAAUAAAAAUGAAGCCACGCAAAACAAGAAUUGGCAUCCUCAUCUCUGGAACAGGUACUAAUAUGGAAGCUCUGAUUGCCAGUGCAAAGAAGCCAAACAGCUCUGCAGAAAUAGUAGUUGUUAUUUCUAAUAAGGCUGAUGCAGGAGGACUUAAAAAAGCAGAAAGAGAUGGAAUUCCCACAAAAGUAAGUACUUUUUCAUUAGCAGUUUAUCAUAUUUAGUGGUUGCUGUCUGAA
This is a messenger RNA of Thamnophis sirtalis, 2693 nucleotides long. NCBI's taxonomy places the organism in Eukaryota, Metazoa, Chordata, Lepidosauria, Squamata, Natricidae. The record is from RefSeq and is a predicted model, not a curated record.